Molecule: messenger RNA, 339 nt
Organism: Microthlaspi erraticum
Lineage: Eukaryota; Viridiplantae; Streptophyta; Magnoliopsida; Brassicales; Brassicaceae
Source: the annotation of a GenBank genome assembly
AUGUCGUCGCAGUUGUUGACACUCCUCCUCAUCCUAUCAAUUGUCACAAUCCAUAAUCUCCCCGUCGUAACCGGUAGAAAAUGGUGCAUGGCGAGGAAUGAUGCAACAUACAAGCAGCUACAGUUCAACAUUGACUUUUCUUGCAGCCACGGCGUAGAUUGUAAGCCGAUCCAACCCGGUGGAAGUUGCUUUUACCCUAAUAUUCUGGUAGACCAUGCGUCCUAUGCCAUGAAUGCUUAUUACCGGAGUCAUGGUAGCACCAAAGAUUCUUGUAGCUUUAACAAUAGCAGUUGGUUUUCUCAUUUCGAUCCAAGUAAAGGCUCAUGUGUCUACACUUGA